Oldenlandia corymbosa var. corymbosa is the source of this 1181-nucleotide messenger RNA. NCBI's taxonomy places the organism in Eukaryota, Viridiplantae, Streptophyta, Magnoliopsida, Gentianales, Rubiaceae. The record is from the annotation of a GenBank genome assembly.
AUAUAUUUAUUACUUUUCUGGGGAGGUAAAUCCUUUUGCUUUAUUUGGGAAAGGAUUUCAGGGGUUUUCAGAAGGGACAAUUGGUGUCGAAGCCACUAAUGGUGUCGACAAGCCUUUGGUGCCUUUCAUAGAGUUUUGCAGGUAGUUUGUCUCUCUUUUUGAGUCCCAUUAAGAUAUGCAACCUCUUCAUCUUCAAACUUCACUCAUAAUUUCAGAUUUGAAAUUUGCUCUAUUUGAUAUCCUCCUUGAAUUCCUACCAUAGUCCAUAACCAAUCUAACCUAUCUACUUCUUUCCAUUACCCCUAUUUACUUCCUAAUGCCAAGGGCAUGAGUUAUAUCACCAAUUCUCAGCUUCUUGAUUUCUCAAUAGAUCUUAAUUCCGGAAGCUAGACCAUGUGCAAUUACGAGCCCAUCACAGCCCUUAAGCUUAGUAUAGGCAACAAUGAGCUCAAUGUAGAGCUAAUAGUCCGUGGUCCAUCACCAUCAAAGACGUCUAUGUCUUCGCCUUCAGUUCCGUCAUUAAGUAGUCCAGCCAAAUCGCGAAUUUUUUUGUGCAACUAUUGCAAGAAAAUAUUCCACAGUUCACAAGCUUUAGGAGGCCACCAGAACGCCCAUAAACUCGAGAGAACCUUAGCUAAGAUGAGCAGAGAAGUAAGUUCGUCCCUUCAGCCCCGUUCGGGUCCUAACCAUCGAUCAUCACCGCCCGGAUCGUCCAUCUCUAGUCGACGGCAAGGCCAGCCGUACAAUAUUGGCCAGGGCUAUCAUCAUCAUCAGCGGAAGCAGCAUCAAGGAAAUGGACGAUUUGUUAAUGAAAUGAGCUACCGGAGACUGGAGAGCCGUCAAUGUUGGAUUGAUGAUGGAGCCGAACCCGAAAUUGCUCAAGAAGAUUACAACAAGAUCGAUUUGUCUUUAAGGUUGUGAAAAUAGUUUCAAAUUGCUUCUACUACUACGUACUAUUAAAUCUUGGUACCUUUCGUUGUUGUUUGUAUUCUGUGAGAGUAGUACUUUAGAUUUCGGCGGGCGCAUAUUUUGUAACAGAAGAAAAGACGAUUAUAAAAUCAAUAUAUGAAGGUUUUAAAACUCAAAAGAUAAAUUGGGUUCUCAAACAAGUUAGCUAAAAACCAUCAAGCAUUACACAAGCAACUUCAUUCAAAUCAACCAAUCACAAACUGAUGAAACGC